CCCAGGCUUGAGGACCCGUCGGCCCCCCACCCCCUUGGAAAGGCAAGGAGAGGAGCCUGCGCUGGUAGUGAGCCUCCACUUCUGCCCUUGACUGCAACACCCUAGUGCCCCCCUGGCUUAGUCAUGGCGAAGCUGGAGACACUGCCUGUGCGCGCUGACCCAGGGCGGGAUCCUCUCCUGGCCUUUGCCCCUCGGCCCUCUGAGCUCGGACCCCCAGACCCUCGGCUGGCCAUGGGCAGUGUGGGCAGUGGGGUGGCCCACGCCCAGGAGUUUGCCAUGAAGAGCGUGGGCACCCGCACGGGUGGUGGGGGCAGCCAGGGCAGCUUCCCCGGCCCCCGAAGCAGCGGUGGCGGGGCCGGCAGGGAGAGGCCAGGCCGUUACCCCUCAGAAGACAAGGCUCUCGCCAACUCCCUCUACCUCAAUGGCGAGCUGCGGGGCAGCGACCACACUGAUGUCUGCGGCAACGUGGUGGGCAGCAGCGGUGGCAGUAGCAGCAGCGGCAGCAGCGACAAGGCACCACCACAGUAUCGCGAGCCCAGCCAUCCACCUAAGCUCUUGGCCACCUCUGGCAAGCUAGACCAGUGCUCAGAGCCGCUAGUUAGGCCUUCGGCCUUCAAGCCUGUUGUACCCAAGAACUUCCACUCCAUGCAGAACUUGUGUCCCCCGCAGACUAAUGGUACUCCCGAGGGACGACAGGGUCCUGGUGGUCUCAAGGGUGGACUGGACAAGUCUCGGACCAUGACCCCAGCGGGCGGGGGUGGGGGCGGCCUCUCCGACUCGGGCCGGAACUCACUCACAAGCCUGCCCACCUACAGCUCCAGCUACAGCCAGCACCUGGCGCCCCUCAGUGCCUCCACCAGCCACAUCAACCGCAUUGGCACUGCCACCUACGGCAGCGGCAGCAGCGGCAGCGGCGGGGGUGGUUCGGUCUACCAGGACCUAGGAACCUCUGACAGUGGGCGGGCCUCCAGCAAGAGUGGGUCGUCCUCCUCCAUGGGGCGGCCAGGCCACCUGGGCUCAGGGGAGGGCGGAGGUGGAGGCCUGCCGUUCGCGGCGUGCUCACCACCCUCGCCCAGUGCUCUGAUCCAGGAGCUCGAGGAGCGGCUGUGGGAGAAGGAACAGGAGGUGGCAGCUCUGCGACGGAGCCUGGAGCAGAGCGAGGCGGCGGUGGCCCAGGUGCUGGAGGAGCGGCAGAAGGCAUGGGAGCGCGAGCUGGCGGAGCUGCGGCAGGGUUGCAGCGGGAAGCUGCAGCAGGUGGCCCGCCGCGCCCAGCGCGCCCAGCAGGGCCUCCAGCUGCAGGUGCUGCGGCUGCAGCAGGACAAGAAGCAGCUGCAGGAGGAGGCAGCCCGGCUGAUGCGGCAGCGGGAAGAGCUUGAGGACAAGGUGGCCGCCUGCCAGAAGGAGCAGGCUGACUUCCUGCCCCGGAUGGAGGAAACUAAGUGGGAGGUGUGCCAGAAGGCAGGGGAGAUCUCCCUCCUGAAGCAGCAGCUGAAGGACUCGCAGGCGGACGUGUCCCAGAAACUGAGUGAGAUCGUGGGGCUGCGCUCGCAGCUGCGGGAGGGCCGGGCCUCGCUGCGAGAGAAGGAGGAGCAGCUGCUCAGCCUGAGGGACUCCUUCGGCAGCAAGCAGGCCAGCCUGGAGCUGAGUGAGGCGGAGCUGCCCACGGCGUGCCUCAAGCCCGCCCUGACCCCGGUGGACCCUGCCGAGCCCCAGGAUGCCCUGGCCACGUGUGAGAGCGACGAGGCCAAGAUGCGCCGGCAGGCCGGGGUGGCCGCCGCCGCCUCGUUGGUUUCCUUGGACGGGGAGGUGGAUGCUGGCGGGGAGAGCGGGACGCGGGCCCUGCGGCGGGAGGUGGGGCGGCUGCAGGCCGAGCUGGCGGCGGAGCGGCGAGCCCGGGAGCGCCAGGGCGCCAGCUUUGCAGAGGAGCGCCGCGUGUGGCUGGAGGAGAAGGAGAAGGUCAUCGAGUACCAGAAGCAACUGCAGCUGAGUUACGUGGAGAUGUACCAGCGCAACCAGCAGCUGGAGCGGCGGUUGCGGGAGCGCGGGUCAGCCGGAGGGGCCAGCACACCCACCCCACAACACGGCGAGGAGAAGAAAGCCUGGACACCCUCCCGCCUCGAGCGCAUUGAGUCCACGGAAAUCUGAUCCCCUACCUGGGCAUGUGGCCUUUUGACAAGUGCCCUUGUCAAAGGCCAGAGUCCCCAGUGUCCCUUCCCUGCCAUGUCUCUUCCCCAUGUCUCCCAUGUCCCCAGACCAAAGAGGUUCUCAAAGCAGCUGUGACCAGGUCCCUCCCCUCACCCCACGGGGUGCCCUUGGGGCUCUACCACUGGCCCUCUGGGCAGCCCCUUUGGACCCUCCUCCCAAGGAGGGGAGAGAGGGAGGCAUGUGUGGGAAUUGAGGGGCCCAGGCAGCGGGGGAGCCCCCUGCUCCCCCUCUUGGCGCUGUUUUGCUGGAGAUGGGAGGCGGCAGGCCUGUAGCGCCCUGAGGUGCCCCAGCCCCUGGGUAGGUCUGGGUGGCUACUGUUGGCCACCCCGGUGUCUGGUGACGCUCUGUGUGGUCACCUCAGAGGUCAUGUAGCCUGAAGGGGUCUGCGUGGGGUCUGCCAAAGCUGACAGACCUUGGGCUCCUGGCCUCUCUCCUUCCUGUCCUAUUAUCCCUCCCUGGGCAGAUUGACAGGACAAGUGGGAGCAGAUAGCCUGUAUGUGGUUGAGAGGGCUACCUGCCCAGCCCCCCGCCCCCCUCCAAGGUCUCUUGGGCUCAGGCCUUGGAGCCUGGCCUGGUCCUGAGUAUAUGUUCCUAUGUACGUAUCAGGGGCCGGCCAUAGGGAAGGCUGAGGGUGGAGACUCAGUGCCCAGGGAAGAUCUGCUCUCCUGUUCUUGGGAAGAGUCACCUGGAGGCUUCUUAGCUCUACCCCACCCUUCUGGCCAAGACCCCACAGGGUGAUAGCCCCAUCUGCUUGGCUCACCCCACACCCAGGGCCACUGUCUGGCUCUAACUACAGCUAUUAAGUGCUACCUGCCUCUCAGGCACUCCCCUCACCUGGUUUCUGAGGUCAUAUGAGUGUCUGUGAUGUCUCCCUGUGUCUUUUCCCACUCGAUUCCCCCAGCCUCCCUCUGCUUUCACGCUAAGAACAUCAUUGUCCUAGGCCACCUCUUCCCCCAACCUCACCUUUUCUUCCAGUAGAAAAUUCUGCUUGAUCUUUGGUGCACUGCCCACUUCCAAGCUCCAAUGGGCCCAAGCCUGAGCCAGAGGCCUUUGUUUGGGGGAGCGAGGGAGGAUGGUUGUGAUUGCCCUUGAAGGACAAGGCUACCCGAGAGGAACACUGACGCCUGAGUUCCCAGGACCUCAAGGUAGCCCAGUGUUUGCCCAAGGUAGGCCUGGCAUGGCCAUCAGUGGGGGUUGGGACAGCACUGGCAUGUCCCUCCUCCUCUCAGCAUCCUGAGUCUAUCUUCCUAAGAUAGGAAGGGAAAGGCAAAUUUCUAAUUCACCAGCAAUAAAAAUUAGAGGAGGCUUGGCCCUCAGCCCUUUUAUUUCUCUCUUUUCACUCUCUUCCUCCCACCCCCAAGACUUGGUUUGGAGGGCAGGGUGGAGAGAGCUGGCAACUACUGUGAGCAAGUUCCCCAACCCCUGACCAGCCUCCUCCCAUGACUGGUGACUGUUUAAUGAGCUGUGCGUCCCCCACAAAAACAAGAGUGCCCCUCUGUGUGGCCUCUAUCCCUCUGCACAGCCCCUUCCAGGUGACCCUCACCAGAUCUCUGAGCUGGGUAGGGGGGGCCAUCUGGCAAUCACUGCCCAUUCCACUCACCCCUCACUGUACCUGCCCCAGAACCUGGGCCUGGGCCAGAGGGGCAGGGGGAAGAGAAGGCAUUAGUAGGAAAAAAAAAAUAGAAAAAAAUAUGAACAGACUCAGCUUUGGGACUUCCAAACACAAAAGAAAUUAUAUAUAAAUAUAUAUAAAUAUAUAUCUCUACCAUAUGUGAUGGAAAGACUUCGUUUUCUUUUCCCAAAGAAAUAAAAUGGAG
Messenger RNA from Enhydra lutris kenyoni (northern sea otter), 4022 nucleotides. Its product is annotated as leucine zipper tumor suppressor family member 3. The transcript is spliced from 4 exons. Gene Ontology annotation, biological process: regulation of dendritic spine morphogenesis. Gene Ontology annotation, cellular component: dendritic spine. Bases 124 to 2145 code for a protein of 673 amino acids. The record is from RefSeq and is a predicted model, not a curated record. Lineage: Eukaryota; Metazoa; Chordata; Mammalia; Carnivora; Mustelidae.